Messenger RNA from Anopheles marshallii, 5457 nucleotides. Its product is annotated as putative ATP-dependent RNA helicase SoYb. The record is from RefSeq and is a predicted model, not a curated record. Gene Ontology annotation, molecular function: nucleic acid binding; ATP binding. Bases 1 to 5457 code for a protein of 1818 amino acids. Gene Ontology annotation, biological process: germ-line stem cell division; transposable element silencing. The transcript is spliced from 11 exons. NCBI's taxonomy places the organism in Eukaryota, Metazoa, Arthropoda, Insecta, Diptera, Culicidae.
AUGGAGAACCAAGUUUAUGUUACACAUUUUUCAAAUCCACAUAAGUUUUGGUACAAACCAUUUUACCCGGGAAGCAAGAAAAGACAGCUUAAACAAAUGCAGGAUGCAAUCGAUGAGUAUUGUGAGCAACACUACAUUGAGCAGGAUAUUGUGGACUACGAACCGAUCUGUGGAGAGGUUGUGGCGUAUUAUGAGCCGUCGCUUGUACGCUGGACCCGUUGCAGUGUGGUUGGCAUUAAGGAAGAGGAUAAAAGAAUGCGUUCGUACCGGCUUUGGUUGAUCGAUGAAGGCUAUCCGAAGGUUGUAGAUAUGGAACACUUAAAACCAUUGCCGGAAGAAUUUCAGGACAUAUCAAACUCGAUCGUAAAGCAGGCAGCGAUAAAGAACAUUUUACCAGCACAAUGCGUGUACGAUCCGCAAGGGGAAGAGUUUCGUAAAGCGAUAUGUUUAUUGUGGAAUGAAAAUGCAAACAGCAUGAUUCAGUCGCUCAUUAACGAAACGCAAAAGAUUUGUUUUACAAAUGUGUCUCCUUACCCGAUGGGGGAAAAAAUUAUCGAUUGUGGCGAUUUGCUGUUCUACACUAAUAGUAAAACAUUUAACGCUGCGGAGGUUCUGUCGCAGUGGGCUCUAGGAUUAAUUGUGGACUUUGAGACUUAUAUUAAUCUUCUUUUAGAACGUAGCCAAAAGUCAUCGUUGUGUGGCGUAUCCCUGAACGAUUCUGGGUCUUUGGAUAUAACAGUUAAUACACCGAAACAACAUUUUUAUACAAAUGAAGUUAAUGAGCGACACUUUGACGAUUCGGUUAGUUUGGUGGGAAUGACGAUGAAGCAACCAGCCCUAGUUGAUGACAUGGAGGCUAGAUCUGUGGCCAAUAGUAUUUUAUCCACUGCAACGUCUCAAAGUGAAGGAAACAAUACAGCCGAAGUUAGUGAAACUGGCACAAAAAUGUCUAAAUUGAGACGCAAAAUUCAGCUACAAAUAAUGCAAAAAAUGAAAAACGCUUCUUUAAACGAUAGUAAAGAGCAAACACCUGUAAAACCGAUCGUGCAAUCAACAACUUCAUCCACAAUGCUAUUCAAAACAACCACCAAGCAUCUACAAGAAGACAAUCAGGUUCUCGAUCCACUGUCGCGAAUCCGUAUGAAUCCUCUGUCUUUGACAAUCGACGUUGCCCAAUCGACGCAAUCCGAAUAUGACCUAAUGCACACGGAAUCGACAAAACCAGCUCUACCGCCGAGUUCUGCGACGUGCGAAUAUGUGCGGAAUGAGCCUGAUACAGCUCUAUCGGUGAAGAUAAUUAACAAUCAAGCAUCGACAGAAAGUGGAUCAGCUCCAAAGUUUAUGCGAAAAAUUACCAAAGUGAAAGCAAACCUAAACCAGCAAAAACACAUCGUUCCUGACGCUGAUCGAUCGGCUCCUCGCUCAACGUUACUUGCUCCAGCUGGUGUACAGAUUAGUUCUCUUCUCACAUCCGAGAAAUUGCCAACGAGUGAAAGCAAUGCCGCGUUGAAACGGUUUGAAAAAGUAAUACAGGACGAAAAAUGUUUAUUUUCACGCAGAAGCCACUAUCGCGUACUGGUACAUGGUUCUAAACUUCCUAACCCGAUCGAUCGUAUUGAGGCAGCCAACUUUAGUCCCAGAGUCCAUCAAAAUUUGGAGCAGCUGGGCAUCACCAAAAUACAUCGGCUGCAGGCUUACUCUUGGCCACACAUACUGCGUGACAAUUCGUUCAUUUGCGUUAAUGGGGCUACCACGGGCAAAACGUUUGCCUACCUGCCAGCCGUUUGUUCAGUCGUACAGAGACAAAUAGAAGAGUCAUUGGUCCCCUCUGUAGCCGGUCCAGUUGCCCUCAUAGUAUGCUACUCAUCGCGAGAAGCGCAACGGAUUGCGUUCUUCUGUCGGAAGAUACUAAACUCCGCAGCACAUCCUGAGCUAACCGUGCUCGAAUGUUACGGCAUACGGAACGUUACUAAAAAUUGCAAUCUGCUCUUUAAUGGAUGCGCGAUCCUGAUAACUACUGCACCCGGUUACCGACGGCUAUACGAACGCGUCCCUGAAGCCUUCAACAAAAAACGAAUUCAAACGGUGGUGAUUGAUAAUAUGGAAGAAAUCUGGCCUCAUUUCGCACCAGAACUUCGUUUGCUUUGCAAAAACUGUGAAAAGGAGGGUUUGCAGAUGAUCGUCACGGCUGGUUAUUGGAUGCCGGUACUUGGUAUUUUUCUUCAGCGUUAUCACAACAUGAUCAUUUGCAUCGGUGCAUUCAUCGAGGCUGCAGUGUACGCAAAGGCGGAGUUUAGUUUUCGACUAUUUGCCAGCGAUGAACAAAAGGAGAUCGAAUUGAUCAGACAACUUCGACAACACGAUUAUCGUAACGAACGAACGAUCGUGUUUGGCAAAGACAGUAACGAUUUGUUACCGAUCGUGAACGCACUGAAACAAAACUCGAUCAAUCACAUUGUGUGCAAUGAACGGAUGGUAUUGCAGCAGCACGCCGGCUUUAGCAACUGGGACGAGCAACUUCAAGGGGACAUGGUGGUUUUUGUAUGCAGUGAUGAAGUGUUGGGAGAUUUGAAGAUAACCAAAGCGCAACAUAUUAUACAUUACUCUCUGCCAUCAACGUGGUCAACGUUUACGAGACGCUAUGCUUGCUCGUUCGAAUACUACGACUCUCCAUAUUUAUCGUGCGAAAGCAAGCAAGCGAAGGGAAAACCGUCUUCACUGGUAUUGCUGAAUGAAAAUAACAAUCAAGAGCUCCCGAGAUUGGUCGACUUUCUAGAACUGCACUUAUCGAAGGUUUCCGAGAAAUUGCAUAAUUAUGCAAAGCGAAUUCGAAGCAUUCAUGAAAGUGCCAGAAUUGCCGACGGGCGCGCGGUGUCCAUGCUUUGCACACAUGUUUUAGGUCUUGCAGUUUGUCGUAGCAUCCGAAACUGUGUGUUUCGGCAUGCACUUACGCCGGACGAUGUGGCAACUGAAACUGUGCCCGCAAAUGGUAAAAUAAGAGUGCAAAUUUGUCAUGUUUUUUCACCGGCACACUUUGCUGUGUACCUGGAUGCACAUCAACCUGCGAAUACCAGUGAUUGGACAGCGCUAAACGAUAGCAGACGUUACAUGAUACAGGAUAUUGCUGUGCAGGCACACUAUGCCAACGAGGAACGCCAUAGGAUGCAUGGUGAGCCCCGACGGAAAGACCUGUGUGCCGUGUACCACGAGCAAAGCUAUUCACGAUGUCGCAUCAUCAAUUAUGACGAAGCUAAUAUGGAUAACUGCGAAGUUCAACUGCAGCUCAUAGAUACCGGUCGUAUAAUUCAUGUGAAAUCGUCGGCCUUGCUAUUUCUUCCUGAGCAGUUUCGUGAACUGCCGGGGCAUGCAUUAAACGUUCGCGUUGCCUCGCUAGUGCCACACGAUUACGAACAAGACUGGGACAAAACGGCAACACUAGCCGUAAGACAAUGGAUAGAAGAACAUGUACACCAAUUGAAUUGUUACAUUGAGGGCAAUGUGCUUUUAGCGCUAAAGGACACCAUUUGGGUCGAUGAUCUUUAUCUCAUGGAACAGUUGAAAGGCGUGAAAGCCACGGUAACGACUAAGCGGAUCGGUGCGACUGUCAUUUCCAAGCAGUUUGGUAUUGGCGAUAAGAAGUCGUUUGAGCAAAUCCGACAAAUUGUGCAUGACUGUGAAAGGUUAGCCAUGCAAUUACUGCGACAAGAGGUACAAGAAAAGGAAAACCAGAACAAUGAAGACUGCCAGAAUAAACUGGAGGAACCAGAUAAUAUAGAGGAACCUGAAAUGAAAAACGAGGAGAGAACGACGCUUUUUGAUGACCAGAAUACAGAUCAAACAAUGAAGCUUACACAAACUAACGUAAAAUGUCAUCAAAUUCCCACAAAUUCUGUACAUAGUGUCUAUGGCGAAGUGGAGGAUAGCGCAGAACUGACGAAUUCAUCGGUUGAAUAUGAACAAGACGUUCAAACAGUCCAACCAGGAUUGGUUCCGGUCGAAUUGGAUGGUACAUGUUCCUCUUCUAGCUCGUUGGAGGAGCUCUCACUCGGUCGAAGCGUAGAACAAUAUCAAUUUGACACGUUGUUGGUGAACAAAGCGUAUAACGUUAUUAUUGGACAUUAUCUUACACCGGACAAUUUUUACGUAUAUCGAUGUGAUAGAAUAUCGGAAAUUGAUACCGCGAUUAGAGAAUUUGUCAAGGAUGGGAGAAAAUUAAUUCCACUUAAGAAUCCGACAAUCAAUCAACACUGCCUGGUGCGGUAUGAGAACUUUUAUCAUCGUGCACGUAUAAUGAAAGUGUUGGAGGUUAAUGCUGAAAUCGAGGCUGAGGUAUUUCUACUUGACUUUGGUGGCAUAUUUAAAUGUAGUGACAUUUUUAAAAUCUCGGACAAACUGCUGCGCUCCGUUUCGUUUUUGGCAAUUAAGGGUUCGCUAGCACACAUUCUUCCCCCGGAUGGUGCUAACGAAUGGAGCGAAGAGAUCGCUAAUGUAAUCUACGAUAAAUGGCUGGAAAAAUACAAUCAAGGCACGAUGUUUGCCACCGUCACAAGAGUUCUACCGUGGGGAAGUGCAGAACGCAUCGAAGGAUGUCACCGCUACGAGAUGGUCUUGGGUGACGGGAAUUCUUCGGAUGAGUUUUCAAUAAUUAAGGAUAUUGUGUUCGAUAAGCUAGCUAUCUUACUGCAAGAGGAUAUCGAGGACGAAGGAAGCACCGUCGAUACUGACGAUGAUUUUACGCAGGUGAAUUUUACACAACAGGAGCUAAUGAACAUGAUGAAGGAAAUUACAGAACCACGGAAUGAGAUUAGCAAAGAGAGGCCCAUCGAAGAACCUCACCGUAUUUCCGAGAUUUCUGAACCUGCUCUACGUAUGUCAAACACAAAAUUAUUAGCAAAAUCGGAUAAAGAGAAAGAAUCGAUAGGACGGUUACGAAGCGAUCGAAAGCUCCAAUUAACAAAAUCACUCGUUUCAAAUGAACGUUUUGCGAAGAUUGUUUGGCAGCAGGAUAAUUAUGAUAUUGUUCUACGAGUUCAUGCACCGGACAUGGAGCGAUACGAUGUUAAGAAUAAUUGCACCUGGUUCAUGCUUGAAAUUUUAACGGCAGACGACGAGCAACGGUAUAUAGUACCACUAAACUUACACAGUGCAAUUGACCCACGGCACACGGAACAUCAAAUACGGGGCCUUGCUAUAGUCGUACGGCUGCGAAAAUUGGUGCCAUACAUACGCUGGCCUAAGCUUCAUAAACACGGGCGAAAGUUGGCAUGGAUAAAAGCUGCGAGCACCACCAGUAAUGAUAGUGGAUCCAGUUCGGACGAAAGCAUAAAAAAAAAUCGAUGGAAAGGUUUGGUACAAGCCCAACUAGAUAGUUCGGCGAAUAGUUCACAGUCUGGCAAUGAACAGGAUAUCGAUUCCGAUGUGGAAGAUGAGGAAGGUGUGUUUCUUUCAAUGAAGUAG